Messenger RNA from Daldinia loculata, 915 nucleotides. RefSeq names its product NAD(P)-binding protein. Gene Ontology annotation, molecular function: oxidoreductase activity. The transcript has 3 exons. The record is from RefSeq and is a predicted model, not a curated record. Lineage: Eukaryota; Fungi; Ascomycota; Sordariomycetes; Xylariales; Hypoxylaceae. Bases 1 to 915 code for a protein of 304 amino acids.
AUGUCUCCUAUCAAGAAGGUCGCUAUAUUUGGUGCAGCGGGAAAUUUCGGUACCCCCAUCACAGCCGCGCUUGUGAAAGCUGGCUUCGAUGUAACCAUCAUCACUCGUAUUGAAUCCACGUCAAUCUUCCCGCCGGGAAUUCCCGUUAUCAGGACGGAAUACACAGUUGAGAAGUUGACGACAGCACUGUCAGGCCAGGAUGCAGCAAUAUCUGUUAUCGGCCCUGCCGGUAUCUCAUUCCAGACCACGUUGGUCGACGCUGCCGAAGCUGCGGGCGUUCAACGCUUCGUAUUAGACGACUUCGGAUGGGGUCCUGGCUUUAACAGCUUACCUGAAUUUAAACCGAUCGGUGCUCAGAGGAAGGUCGCUUGGGAGCGAGUAAAGGAGCUGUCUCAAGCUAAUUUUAAGUUUACCUUUAGUGGAAUAGCUAUUGGUAACCCUAUCGACUGGGCGCUCAAACGCUUUCCCUUAAUGGGAUUCGAUGUCCAAAAGCGCUCUGCCGUCAUCUACGACGACGGUACCGAAGAAUUCACCGGGACAACACUAGAAGGGAUCGGACAGGCUGUCGUUGGCGUAUUAAAACAUCCAGAGGAGACCGCAAACCGGUUCCUCAAGGCGCGCUCGAUCCAAGUCAACCAAAACCAACUACUAGACGCCUUCCAAAAGGUCACGGGCCAAACAUGGGAAGUCCAGCGUGGCAGUGCGAAAGACUUCCUCGAGAGCGGGAGGAAGAAGCACGAAGCAGGAGAUAAGGGCUGGGUACUAGAGCUUCUCGUAUACCAGCUAUACGCGCCUGGAGACGCGCGCUGCAUCCUGGCGUCGAGGGAAGAUUCGGAUGCGGAUCUCCUUGAGAUUAGGGAGGAAACUGCUGAAUAUAUUGCUCGCAAAGUGUUGGACUCUAUUGAAGAUCCCUAA